CAGCGGCUUCUGGAGCUGAAGCUCCUCCCAUGCACCUGAUCCGAGUAUUUACGCCUCCACGCUCCACUCCGAGGGCGAGUUCGCUCUCUCACCAUGACUCGCAGCGAGGGAUCUGGCGGGCAGGCGGACUGAGCGGGGGAAGUUUGGACAAGUUGGCUGUCACUCACGCGCUUCCAAGAUGCCUCGCUCUUUUCUCGUCAAGAAACACUCCAGCAGCGCCAAGAAGCCCAACUACAGCGAGCUGGAGCUGGAGAGCCCGACAGUCAUCCUCGGCCCGCGCUUCUGCAAGGGCCUCCCGCUGGCCGCCAUCCCGAGCCCCAUCACGGUGUGGAGCACCAGCAGCCUGCCCCUCAGCCCCGUCUCCGGCUACCCCUCCUCCCUGUCGGACGCCUCCUCCAAGGACCACAGCGGCUCCGAGAGCCCGCGCAGCGACGAGGAGGACCUGGCCAAGGGGACGCAGCCGCGCGGCGCCGAGGCGGAGAAGUUCCAGUGCGCCCUGUGCGCCAAGUCCUACUCCACGUACUCCGGACUGCUCAAGCACAAGCAGCUGCACUGCGACGCCCAGAGCAGGAAGUGCUUCAGCUGCAAAUACUGCGAGAAGGAGUACGUGAGUCUGGGGGCCCUCAAGAUGCACAUCAGGACGCACACCCUGCCCUGCGUCUGCAAGAUCUGCGGCAAAGCCUUCUCGCGCCCCUGGCUGCUGCAGGGCCACAUCAGGACGCACACGGGAGAGAAGCCCUUCUCCUGCCCGCACUGCAGCCGGGCCUUUGCCGACAGGUCCAACCUCAGGGCGCACCUCCAGACCCACUCCGAUGUGAAGAAGUACCAGUGCAAGAACUGCUCCAAAACCUUCUCCCGGAUGUCCCUGCUGCACAAGCACGAGGAGUCGGGCUGCUGCACGGCACACUGAGCCGACCCAGGAGCUGGCUCCAGGGACUCACCCGCCCCUCCACAAGGGGUGUCUCUCCAGGGUUUCCAGGAGGUUCAUGACUGACACCAAAGGUGCUUCUAGAUGUGGAAUACCACAGCCACGAGGACCCACCAGGCACAGCCGCUCGGACUGGCGUCGAUGAGGAGAUGACACCUGACUGACCACAGCGAGCUCCUGCUGCGUGUGUGUGAGAGGACCGGUGCAGAGGACGCGGGUCGGGCGGCAGCGUGGAGCCGGCAGCUGUUGCUCCGCCCACAAUUGCACAGACACUCAAGAGCUUUCCACUUAACUCAGCAAUAAGUGUAUUUUGUACCUUUUGUAUUUGGAUGUUUCUUUGGUGAAUGUUCGCAUGACUGAGAUGAUUGUACGUGGUUCUGCUGAGGCUUUGGAGGAAUAAAG
Synchiropus splendidus (mandarinfish) is the source of this 1330-nucleotide messenger RNA. It is a transcript of the gene snai2, whose product is annotated as snail family zinc finger 2. Bases 179 to 910 code for a protein of 243 amino acids. Lineage: Eukaryota; Metazoa; Chordata; Actinopteri; Syngnathiformes; Callionymidae. Gene Ontology annotation, biological process: regulation of DNA-templated transcription. Gene Ontology annotation, molecular function: DNA-binding transcription factor activity, RNA polymerase II-specific; RNA polymerase II cis-regulatory region sequence-specific DNA binding. The record is from RefSeq and is a predicted model, not a curated record. The transcript is spliced from 3 exons.